Messenger RNA from Corylus avellana, 588 nucleotides. The record is from RefSeq and is a predicted model, not a curated record. Lineage: Eukaryota; Viridiplantae; Streptophyta; Magnoliopsida; Fagales; Betulaceae.
CCUUAACGCCCCAGCGUUUCAAUGUAUAUAUAGCUGUUGUGAGUGAGUGAGUGCGGGAGAGUGAAAAUUAAGCAGGCGGAGAUGGAGCGGCGGUGGUGGUUGCUGCAUUGGGGGCUUGCGGUGGUCAUAGUACUGAUACAAGGAGGUGGCCGCGUUGAAGGAAGAGAUGUCACGUACGAUGGAAGAUCUCUCAUCAUUGACGGCAGCAGAAAUAUUCUCUUCUCCGGUUCAAUUCACUAUCCUCGUAGCACUCCUCAGAUGUGGGAAUCUUUGAUAGGCAAAGCCAAGGAAGGAGGAUUGGACGUCAUUCAAACUUAUGUCUUUUGGAACCUUCACGAGCCCCAACCUGGUCAGUACGAGUUCAGUGGAAGCAAUGAUCUGGUGCGGUUCAUCAAGGAAAUCAAGGCUCAGGGGCUCUAUGCUUGCCUUCGGAUUGGACCCUUCAUAGAGAGUGAAUGGACUUAUGGGCCAGCCCAUGAGCUUGCAAGAAUGGCAACGAAAAGUGUAAUGGAUGCUACGUGGGUUGUUGACCCGCCUCUUUGUAUUCAGAACCUUCUGGUUCUUGAGGAAACUGUUUUUGAUGUUUGA